Messenger RNA from Lathyrus sativus (Indian pea), 1182 nucleotides. Lineage: Eukaryota; Viridiplantae; Streptophyta; Magnoliopsida; Fabales; Fabaceae. The record is from the annotation of a GenBank genome assembly.
AUGGAAAAUGUUGGUAACGUUAACCAACUUAUUUCACAAGAUAGUGCACACCAAGUAGCUCCCACUAUGGAAGAAAGUUUCAACUCUUCGCUUAAUAGCCUGACACCAUCAAAGGAAACAGUUGAAACACCUAAUGAUGAGACAACUGAUAAAAUGGAUACAUGUGAUAAUAUAGAGGCAUUGGCGGAAACAAAGAAAGGAAUGCUUAGGAGUAAGGCUUGGGAUCAUUUUGCAACAGUGAAAGUUAAUAGCGAGGAUAAGGCUCAAUGUAAAUAUUGCAAGAAAUUUCUUGGUGGAAAAUCGAGCAAUGGAACAAAACACUUGCUUCAACAUAUGGAGACAUGCAUUCAUCGCAAAAUUCAUGAGAACAAGACUACAAAAGGACAGACAUUUCUCAUGCCAAAGUGCUUGCAAGGAAAGCAAGAAUUAGAAGUUGGUACUUAUAAUGCUGAAAAAUCAAGGAAAGAGCUUGCACGUGCAAUAAUUAUGCAUGCGUAUCCACUUUCAAUUGUAGAUCAUAUAAUGGGAAUUGCUAGUGUUUUGGAUCCUAGAUACAAAAUGGAGUAUCUUGAAUACUAUUAUGAAAAAUUGUAUGAACAAGACUCUUUUGAUCAAGUUAAGAGGAUUCAACAACUAUGUUAUGACUUAGUUGUUGAUUAUCAAUUGAAGUUGAACCAAGAGAAUUGUGGUGACUCACCAGUGUUGGAAUCUAGUCGUGUGGCUAAUGAUAGUUUAGAUGAUUAUGAUGCAUAUGUUCGAAAGAAGAAAAGAGCAAGAACUUCAUAUGUCAAAACAAAAUUGGAUCAUUAUUUGGAAGAGGAAGUUUUACUGCGAAGUUCUGAUUUUGAUGUUCUAUUAUGGUGGAAGUUAAAUGACAUCAAAUAUCCAACACUCCAAGCAAUUGCAAAAGAUAUUUUAUCAAUUCCUAUUUCUACAGUAGCUUCAGAAUCCGCAUUCAGUACUAGCGGUCAUAUUUUAAGCCCGCAUUGCAAUCGACUUCAUUGGACAACUUUAGAGGCUUUGAUGUGUGCUAGAAGUUGGUUAUGGAGUAUUAAAAAUAGUGGUGGUAUGAGUUCUAAGUUAAGCAAUGACUACACUACUUUGCUCGAUGAAAUAGAGCCCGAUGAAGAAGGUGAAAUAUUGACUAGUGGUGUUAUUUCCCUCUUUGAAGAUGGAGAAUAG